Molecule: messenger RNA, 1245 nt
Organism: Prorocentrum cordatum
Lineage: Eukaryota; Dinophyceae; Prorocentrales; Prorocentraceae
Source: the annotation of a GenBank genome assembly
GGGCUCGUCGCUCUGCGGCUCGUCGCUCUGCUGCUCUCUGCGGUGCGCGGCGCCGUUGUCGAUUUUGAAGUCGACGCGGGCGCCGUGCCCGACGACGACAGCAACGCGACGGUGUGGAAGAAUGGGGCUGCCAUGAACGCCACCCUGGCGGCCCUCAGACCAGGCGACACGCUCCUGCUCCCAAACAAGACGUUCUACCUCAUGGGCGGCAUUCAGGCCCGCGGCCUCGACUCCGUCACCCUGCGGUUUGACGGCACCGUGGUCUUCUCGGACGACAUCGACGGUUGGCCCCGGUCUGGGAGCGGCAUUGGUGCUCCGGCUCUCAUGUGCAUGUAUUUUGCAGACGUGAAAAACCUCACGAUCUGGGGCGAGAAGUGGUGGGGCAUCCCCGGCAUAGGAGGGGAGCUCCGGGGCGGGUGCACCACUUGUGCUCCCCAUCCCGUGCGCACCGAGAACCGCCCACGUCUGCUGGAGAUACACGGGGGCACGGACAUCUUGGUCGAGAACGUCUUCCUGAAGAACAGCCCUUACUGGUCCUUCUGGGCCCACGGCGUCGACGGCCUCGAAAUCCGCAACUCGCACGUCGACGCGCGACGGGACAGGUACGAUGGCCACCACAUCUCGAGGAGUGUCGAAAAGCUUGGGCCCGUGGGGACGUCCUUCGGGCUCUGCGGGGCUACGUUCGGGCUGCCUGACGACACUUUCUGCGUCAAGGACGACAGCGAGAACAUCCUCAUAGAGCGUGUGAACGCGAGUGGCAUUGGCCUCACCAUCGGAUCCAUUGCGUCGAACGUGCGAAACGUCACCUUCCGCGACGCUUACAUGCACCAUUCUGGUAAGGGGAUAUAUGUGAAGUUCCGGGGUAAUGGGCGCAUCGAGGACGUAACCUACGAGAACAUCGUUAUGGACGCGCCGGAGCGUUGGGCCAUUUGGAUCGGCCCGGCCCAGCAAUCAGAUUCACGAGACAUCUGCGCUGCACACCCCUGCAGCUUGUGCUGGCCACUUUUCAAGCCCUGGGCCAAGUGCAAUGCCCCGGACCAGGCCUCCUUCAUCAACGUGACCUUGCGCAACAUUACGAUCAGGAACCCGAAGAUGUCGCCCGGCGUAAUCCUGGCCAGCGCGUCGUCGCCAAUGCAGAACAUUACAUUCGAUAAUGUCGUGGUGGAGAACGCGCCCAACAAGCCCUUCGAUGGCUAUUUUUGUGAGGGCGUCCAGUCGGGCUUGGCAACUGGCACGACCUCUCCG